Messenger RNA from Closterium sp. Yama58-4, 2283 nucleotides. Lineage: Eukaryota; Viridiplantae; Streptophyta; Zygnematophyceae; Desmidiales; Closteriaceae. The record is from the annotation of a GenBank genome assembly.
AUGAAUGACCAAGAUCGCUUAUUCGAUUCACCAUGCUUCAGCAACGGCUUGUGGGAAGCCGCGCCCGAAGCCAUCGACACCAGCGGCUGGGCCGACACGUGGCCCGCCGAUACCGCUGCGUCAGCGCCCGCCAUCGAAGACGGUUUGGAACUCCUAGACGGCUGCGCCGCGCCGGUGUCAGAAAUUUCACCCGGCGAGCCGCUAUACGGUGAAGUCAAGUUGAUAGACAAACCGCACGGCGACCAGUUAGAAGGCGACGCGAUGAUCCUCGGGGCGGCGGUUAGCUGCGUGGAUUAUCAGCGCGAUCUGUGCGUCUCAAAAAUCCUCGCCGACCUGCAGGCCGCCGCCGCCGCCGCCGCGGCGCGAAACGAGAGCUCCUCUGACCUUGCCACCGCGAGCGCCGCGGACGACAUGAAGGGCGACUCGACGACGACGAAAACGACGCGACCUUUGUCGCUGGCGCUCGCAGCAUACGGGAAUCACAAACGGUCUCUGAGCGUCUCGGAGUCGCCUCGUCGCCUUCAUGGUUGGAGUCAUCACGGCGGGGGAAUCGCCACGGGUUGCGGCGGAUUCCGGCGAGGAAACGACGCGACGAACCACUCGCUCGACGCUGGCGACUCGAUGGUCUUCCCGCCUUCCGCAACGAGCUUUCAACUCUCCGGCGAAUCUUUUGAAGGUCUACGCGCGUCGCACGCCGCGAAUCCCGCUGGGCUGGACACGGUUAUGACUCAGCUUUGGCAUCGGGCGCCCGAACUCGAAACGCUGCUGAAAGGCGGCACGACUGUUCAGCAACCGGCGGCUUCGGCGCGGGUGGGAGUCGAAUCUGAAUCGCCACAUGCUGAUGCCGGAGCUGCUUACGUUGCUGGAGCAGAGGACACCACAGCCGAUCAGCAGCACGGAAUCCAUGCUGCUGGCGUCGGCGUUUCCGCCAGUGGCGCUGGCGUCACUGGUGAUGGCGGUUCGGGGCUGACUUUCACAGGGCUGCUGACGCAGAUGAAGCGACGCAAAAGGCACGUGGGUGCGAGUGGUCACAUGAUCGACGGCGCCAGGCCUACGUUUACCACUGACAAGCUGCAAGAUCCGGCGGCAGAUUCGGCAGCGCUGUGCAACGUCGCUUCGCUCAGGGACACGGAUGGCGAGAAUAGCAGCUCUGGCAGCAGCAGCACGGCUGCUGAGGACGACGGCGGCAGCAGCACCAGCGGCAUGGCGGACGGCGACCGAGCGUCCUCGCCCUUCUCAGGAAGCGAGGCUGCCCCUCUAGCGCAGGCGUUAAGCGAUGCUGGUCUUGACGAUCCCGGGUCUCCUGCUGUAACUCAUGUGGUAACCGCUCCGAAUCCUGCGCCGACGGUUACCGCGGUGAUGAGAACCCGCGUAGUCUUCGCUGCAGAGACAGCUGUCACUCUUGUUCCUGCCAUGCCAGCCGGGAGCAAGAGCCCUGGCUCUCCAGAGAGCAUUCGGCGCAGAGCCGUGCUGGCCGCUCUGCUUCAAUCGUCCUUGGCAAGGCGAAGGAGUGAGAGCGGUAUUGCGCAUAAGCCGGGAGAUGGAAGCUUGCCGGAUAAUGGAAGCUCCCCAGUGGGAUUCGCUCAAGGGCGCAUGUUGGAGGCUACUCAGUUUUGUAGACAGUCGACCGAAGCGGCAUCCUCCAUAUUGAGCAACUCGCGGGCAUCUGGGGUUUGUACUGGUAACUCCACGCUUCUUCAAUUGCCGACAGUGCUGCAGGCUGAACUAGCCAGAGGUAAUUCACCGCCUGCAGUCCAAUCAGCUUCGACCGUAGAGCAGCCGGAGGAAGCUUCCAAGCCGAGAGGGGCAGAAGCUUCCAAGGUGGGGGAGAGAGAAAUCAGGGAGAUAAGGGAGAAGGGAAACAAGAGGGCGAAGCUCAUUGCUCGGAGGAUGCGUGCUCCUCACACGGGAUUAAGGCGAGUGGGACCAAUGGAGGAGUAUCUACAGGCUAGGAGCGAUGCCCAUCCCGUGCCUUCCAUCCGAGCCACUCCGUCUGGCCCGGAAGCUGCCGCUCCUGCAGCUGCUGGUUCGGAUAGAGCUGCUGCUGCUGCUGGGAGCACAAACCCGAUUGAUCCAAACUACAGAUGGCACAACUAUGGGAACAAGGUCAUCGCUCCGAAAGGGGAAGCUCCUUUUCUAAGGAAAUACUACCGCUGCAGUUUACACUCGGCCGGAGGCUGUCGGGCAACUAGAACUAUCGAUGUUGUGGACGGGCAGCCGGAGAAAAUAACGUUCCAGGGCACUCACAACCAUUCCCCACCUGUGAGGAAAGCAAAGCGGUGA